Messenger RNA from Dipodomys spectabilis (banner-tailed kangaroo rat), 8123 nucleotides. RefSeq names its product AT-rich interaction domain 1B (gene Arid1b). Gene Ontology annotation, cellular component: brahma complex; nBAF complex; nucleoplasm. The transcript is spliced from 20 exons. Gene Ontology annotation, biological process: chromatin remodeling; positive regulation of DNA-templated transcription; regulation of transcription by RNA polymerase II. The coding region runs from base 18 to 6788 and encodes 2256 amino acids. The record is from RefSeq and is a predicted model, not a curated record. NCBI's taxonomy places the organism in Eukaryota, Metazoa, Chordata, Mammalia, Rodentia, Heteromyidae. Gene Ontology annotation, molecular function: nucleosome binding; DNA binding.
CGGGCCCGGGCUCGGCCAUGGAGACGGGGCUGCUCCCCAACCACAAACUGAAAGCCGUUGGCGAGGCCCCCGCCGCACCGCCCCACCACCACCAUCACCACCACCACCACCACCAUGCCCGCCAUGCCCACCACCACCAUGCCCACCACCUCCACCACCACCACGCACUCCAGCAGCAGCUAAACCAGUUCCAGCAGCAGCAGCAGCAGCAACAGCAGCAGCAGCAACAUCUCCCCAUCUCCAACAACAACAGCCUGGGCGGCGCGCCUCCGCCCGGCCCGGACAUGGAGCCGCCGCAACGUGGAGGCGCCAAGGACAGUGCCGCGGGCGGCCAGGCCGACCCCCCGGGCCAGCCUCCGCCGAGCAAGCCGGCCGACGAGGACGACGCGCCGCCCAAGAUGGGGGAGCCGGCGGGCGGCCGCUACGAGCACCCGGGCCUGGGCGCGCAGCAGCCGCCGGUCGCAGUGCCCGGGGGCGGCGGCGGCGGCGGCGGUGGCGGCGGCGGCGGCGGCGGCGGCGGCGGCCCGGCGGCCGUCUCGGAGUUUAAUAAUUACUAUGGCAGCGCUGCCCCUGCUAGCGGCGGCCCCGGCGGCCGCGCUGGGCCUUGCUUUGAUCAACAUGGCGGACAACAAAGCCCCGGGAUGGGGAUGAUGCACGCCGCCUCCGCCGCCGCCGGGACCCCCGGCAGCAUGGACCCCCUGCAGAACUCCCACGAAGGGUACCCCAACAGCCAGUACAACCAUUAUCCGGGUUACGGCCGGCCCGGCGCGGGCGGCGGCGGCGGCGGCGGCGGCGGCGGCGGAGGAGGAGGAGGCAGCGGAGGAGGAGGAGGAGGAGGAGGAGGAGGCAGCGGAGGAGGAGGAGGAGCAGGAGCGGGAGCUGUGGCGGCGGCGGCGGCGGCCGCGGCGGCGGCGGCAGCAGCAGCAGCGGGAGGCGGCGGCGGCGGCGGCUAUGGGGGCUCGUCCUCGGGAUACGGGGUGCUGAGCUCCCCCCGGCAGCAGGGCGGCGGCAUGAUGAUGGGCCCCGGGGGCGGCGGGGCCGCGAGCCUCAGCAAGGCGGCCGCCGGCGCGGCGGCGGGGGGCUUCCAGCGCUUCGCCGGGCAGAACCAGCACCCGUCGGGGGCCACCCCGACCCUCAACCAGCUGCUCACCUCGCCCAGCCCCAUGAUGCGGAGCUACGGCGCCAGCUACCCGGACUACAGCAGCCCCAGCGCGCCGCCGCCGCCGCCGUCGCAGCCCCAGUCCCAGGCGGCGGCGGCGGCGGCGGCGGCGGCAGCGGCGGCGGCGGGGGCGGCGGCGGGCGGCCAGCAGGCGGCCGCGGGCUUGGGCUUGGGCAAGGACCUGGGCGCCCAGUACGCCGCCGCCAGCCCGGCCUGGGCGGCCGCGCAACAAAGGAGUCACCCGGCGAUGAGCCCCGGCACCCCCGGACCGACCAUGGGCCGAUCCCAGGGCAGUCCAAUGGAUCCAGUGGUGAUGAAGAGACCUCAGUUGUAUGGGAUGGGCAGUAGCCCCCAUUCCCAGCCGCAGCAGAGCAGUCCGUACCCAGGAGGCUCCUACGGUCCCCCAGGCACACAGCGGUACCCUCUCGGCAUGCAGGGCCGGGCUCCGGGGACCCUGGGGGCCAUGCAGUACCCGCAGCAGCAGAUGCCACCUCAGUAUGGACAGCAAGGUGUGAGUGGUUACUGCCAGCAAGGCCAACAGCCAUAUUACAGCCAGCAGCCACAGCCCCCGCACCUCCCCCCGCAGGCGCAGUACCUGCCGCCCCAGGCCCAGCCCAGGUACCAGCCACAGCAGGAUAUGUCUCAGGAAGGUUAUGGAACUAGAUCUCAACCUCCUCUGGCUCCUGGAAAACCCAACCACGAAGACUUGAAUCUCAUUCAACAAGAAAGGCCCUCAAGUUUACCAGACCUGUCCGGCUCUAUCGAUGACCUCCCCACGGGAACGGAAGCAACGUUGAGCUCAGCAGUCAGUGCCUCUGGGUCUACGAGUAGUCAAGGGGACCAGAGCAACCCAGCGCAGUCGCCCUUCUCUCCACACGCCUCACCCCACCUCUCCAGCAUCCCGGGCGGCCCGUCCCCCUCUCCUGUGGGCUCUCCCGUAGGAAGUAACCAGUCACGCUCGGGCCCGAUUUCUCCUGCAAGUAUUCCAGGCAGUCAGAUGCCACCUCAGCCACCUGGGAGCCAGUCCGAAUCCAGUUCCCACCCUGCCUUGAGUCAGUCACCAAUGCCACAGGAAAGAGGUUUUAUGACAGGCACACAAAGAAACCCUCAGAUGUCACAGUAUGGACCCCAACAGACAGGACCCUCCAUGUCCCCUCACCCUUCUCCUGGGGGGCAGAUGCAUCCUGGAAUGAGUAGCUUUCAGCAGAGUAACUCAAGUGGCACUUACGGUCCACAGAUGAGCCAGUAUGGACCCCAAGGUAACUACUCCAGACCCCCAACGUAUACUGGGGUGCCCAGUGCAAGCUACAGCGGCCCAGGGCCCGGUAUGGGUAUCAGUGCCAACAACCAGAUGCAUGGACAAGGGCCAAACCAGCCAUGUGGUGCUAUGCCCCUGGGACGCAUGCCGUCAGCUGCGAUGCAGAGCAGACCAUUUCCUGGAAACAUGAGCAGCGUGACCCCCAGUUCUCCGGGCAUGUCUCAGCAGGGAGGGCCAGGAAUGGGGCCGCCGAUGCCCACGGUGAACCGUAAGGCCCAGGAGGCGGCUGCAGCCGUGAUGCAGGCUGCGGCAAACUCGGCACAAAGCAGGCAAGGCAGUUUUCCUGGCAUGAACCAGAGUGGACUUAUGGCUUCCAGCUCUCCCUACAGCCAGUCUAUGAACAACAGCUCCGGCUUGAUGAACACACAGGCACCCCCCUAUAGCAUGGCACCCACCAUGGUGAACAGCUCCACAGCAUCUAUGGGUCUUGCAGAUAUGAUGUCUCCCAGUGAAUCCAAGCUGCCCAUGACGCUCAAAGCGGACGGCAAAGACGAAGGCACUCCACAGCCCGAGAGCAAGUCGAAGGAUAGCUACAGCUCUCAGGGUAUUUCUCAGCCCCCAACCCCAGGCAACCUGCCAGUCCCUUCCCCAAUGUCCCCCAGCUCUGCUAGCAUCUCCUCCUUUCAUGGAGAUGAGAGCGAUAGCAUUAGCAGCCCAGGCUGGCCAAAGACUCCAUCAAGCCCUAAGUCUAGCUCAUCCACCACCACUGGGGAGAAGAUCACCAAGGUGUAUGAGCUGGGGAACGAGCCAGAGAGGAAGCUAUGGGUCGACCGAUACUUGACUUUCAUGGAAGAAAGGGGCUCCCCGGUCUCGAGUCUGCCCGCAGUGGGCAAGAAGCCCCUGGACCUGUUCCGACUCUACGUCUGCGUCAAAGAGAUUGGAGGUUUGGCACAGGUUAAUAAAAACAAGAAGUGGCGUGAGCUGGCAACCAACCUAAACGUUGGCACAUCAAGCAGCGCAGCCAGCUCCCUGAAGAAGCAGUAUAUCCAGUACCUGUUUGCCUUUGAGUGUAAGAUCGAAAGAGGGGAGGAGCCCCCGCCAGAAGUCUUCAGCACCGGAGACUCCAAGAAGCAGCCCAAGCUCCAGCCGCCAUCUCCUGCUAACUCCGGAUCCCUGCAAGGCCCCCAGACCCCCCAGUCAACCGGCAGCAACUCGAUGGCGGAGGUUCCAGGUGACCUGAAGCCGCCCACCCCAGCCUCCACCCCUCACGGACAGAUGACCCCCAUGCCGGGAGGAAGAAGCAGUACAAUCAGUGUGCACGACCCAUUCUCAGACAUGAGUGAUACGUCGUUCCCCAAGCGGAACUCCAUGACCCCCAACACCCCGUACCAGCAAGGCAUGAGCAUGCCAGACAUGAUGGGAAGGAUGCCCUAUGAACCCAACAAGGACCCCUUUGGUGGAAUGAGAAAAGUGCCUGGAAGUAGCGAGCCCUUCAUGACGCAAGGACAGAUGGCCAACAGCAGCGUGCAGGACAUGUACAACCAAGGUCCCUCUGGAGCCAUGUCUAACCUGGGCAUGGGGCAGCGGCAGCAGUUCCCCUACGGAGCCGGGUACGACCGAAGGCAUGAGCCUUACGGGCAGCAGUACCCAGGCCAGGGCCCUCCAGCCGGACAGCCGCCUUAUGGAGGACACCAGCCUGGCCUGUAUCCUCAGCAGCCGAAUUACAAACGCCACAUGGAUGGCAUGUACGGGCCUCCAGCCAAGCGUCACGAGGGAGACAUGUACAACAUGCAGUACGGCGGCCAGCAGCAGGAGAUGUACAACCAGUAUGGGAGCUCCUACUCUGGCCCAGACCGGAGGCCCCUGCAGGGCCAGUACCCGUACCCGUACAACAGAGAGCGGGUGCAGGGCCCGGGCCAGAUGCAGCCACACGGAAUCCCGCCUCCGAUGAUGGGCGGCCCCAUGCAGUCGUCCUCCGGCGAAGGGCCGCAGCAAAAUAUGUGGGCUGCACGCAACGACAUGCCUUACCCCUACCAGAACAGGCAAGGCCCAGGCGGUCCUGCGCAGGCCCCCCCUUACCCGGGCAUGAACCGCACCGAUGAGAUGAUGGUCCCCGACCAGAGGAUCAACCACGAGAGCCAGUGGCCUUCUCACGUCAGCCAGCGCCAGCCUUACAUGUCACCUUCAGCCUCCGUGCAGCCCAUCACCCGCCCACCCCAGUCAUCCUACCCAACGCCACCGUCACUGCCAAACCACAUCUCCAGGGCGCCCAGCCCUGCCUCCUUCCAGCGCUCCCUGGAGAGCCGCAUGUCCCCAAGCAAGUCUCCCUUUCUACCCACCGUGAAGAUGCAGAAGGUCAUGCCCGCCGUCCCCACACCCCAGGUCGCCGGGCCUCCAGCCCAGCCGCCCCCCAGCCGCAGGGAGAUCACCUUUCCUCCCGGCUCUGUGGAGGCCUCACAGCCAGUCCUGAAGCAGAGGCGAAAGAUCACCUCCAAAGAUAUCGUUACUCCUGAGGCGUGGCGUGUAAUGAUGUCCCUUAAAUCGGGUCUCUUGGCUGAGAGCACGUGGGCUUUGGACACCAUCAACAUUCUUCUGUACGAUGACAGCACCGUGGCUACUUUCAAUCUCUCCCAGUUGUCUGGAUUUCUUGAACUUUUAGUAGAGUACUUUCGAAAAUGCCUGAUUGACAUUUUUGGGAUCCUUAUGGAGUACGAAGUGGGCGACCCCAGCCAGAAAGCACUUGAUCACAAUUCAGGGGAGAGAGGUGGCUCCGUGGCCGACGAUUCUGGAAAAGAGGAAGAAGACUCCGAGUGUCUAGAGGAGGAGGAGGACGACGACGAUGAGGAGGACGAGGAGGAGGAGGAGGAGGAGGAGGGUGAGAAGACGGAAUCGGAGGCAAAGAGCAGCGCUGCCCUGGGCACCCUGGAUGCCGGCGCCGACCCCAAGGAGAGGCCCAAGCAGGCCAGUAAGUUCGACAAGCUGCCAAUAAAGAUUGUCAGGAAGAGCAAGCUGUUCGUGCUGGACCGCUCGGACAGGCUGGGCCGCGCGCAGGAGUUCAGCAGCGGGCUCCUGCACUGGCAGCUCGGGGGCGGAGACACCACGGAGCACAUCCAGACUCACUUCGAGAGCAAGAUGGAGAUCCCGCCCCGCAGGCGCCCCCCGCCCCCUGCCAGCUCCACGGGUAGAAAGAAAGAGCCAGAAGGCCAAGGCGACCCUGAGGAGCAGCCAGAGAAGAGCAUCCUGGCCACCAUCGACGACGUCCUGUGCGCUCGGCCAGGGGCUCUGCCCGAAGACUCAAACCCAGGGCCCCAGGCAGAAAGCGGCAAGUUCCCCUUUGGCAUCCAGCAAGCCAGAAGUCACCGGAACAUCAAGCUGCUGGAGGAUGAGCCCCGGAGCCGAGACGAGACGCCGCUGUGCACCACCGCGCACUGGCAGGACUCACUGGCACGGCGCUGCAUCUGCGUCUCCAACAUCGUGCGGAGCCUGUCCUUCGUGCCGGGCAACGACGCGGAGAUGUCCAAACAUCCGGGCUUGGUGCUGAUUCUGGGAAAGCUGAUUCUGCUUCACCACGAGCAUCCGGAGAGGAAGCGAGCCCCGCAGACCUACGAGAAGGAGGAGGACGAGGACAAAGGGGUGGCCUGCAGCAAAGACGAGUGGUGGUGGGACUGCCUGGAGGUCCUGCGAGACAACACGCUGGUCACGCUGGCCAACAUCUCCGGGCAGCUGGACUUGUCUGCAUACACAGAGAGCAUCUGCCUGCCCGUCCUGGAUGGCUUGCUGCACUGGAUGGUCUGCCCGUCCGCAGAGGCGCAAGACCCCUUUCCCACGGUGGGGCCCAACUCGGUCCUGUCACCCCAGAGACUCGUGCUGGAGACCCUGUGCAAGCUCAGUAUCCAGGACAACAACGUGGACCUGAUCUUGGCCACGCCUCCAUUUAGUCGUCAGGAGAAAUUCUAUGCUACGUUAGUUAGGUACGUUGGGGAUCGAAAAAACCCAGUCUGUCGAGAAAUGUCCAUGGCGCUCUUAUCGAACCUUGCCCAGGGGGACGCGCUGGCAGCGAGGGCGAUCGCUGUGCAGAAGGGAAGCAUCGGAAACUUGAUAAGCUUCCUAGAGGACGGGGUCACCAUGGCGCAGUACCAGCAAAGCCAGCACAACCUCAUGCACAUGCAGCCCCCGCCUCUGGAACCGCCGAGCGUAGACAUGAUGUGCAGGGCGGCCAAGGCUUUGCUGGCCAUGGCCAGGGUGGACGAGAACCGCUCAGAAUUCCUCUUGCAUGAGGGCCGGUUGCUGGAUAUCUCGAUAUCAGCUGUCCUGAACUCUCUGGUGGCGUCGGUCAUCUGUGAUGUACUAUUUCAGAUUGGGCAGUUAUGACAUACGUGAGAAGCAAGCAUGUAUGAGUGAAGAUUAGCGGUCACGUGUCACUGGCUGUUUUCUGUUCUUGUUUAUCCAGCGUAGGAAGAAGGAAAAGAGAAUCUUUGCUCCUCUGCCCCAUUCACUAUUUUACCAAUUGGGAAUUAAAGAAAUAAUUAAUUUGAACAGUUAUCCAAUGAAUAUUUGCUGUCUGUGUGUAUAAGUACAUCCUCCUGGGUUGUUAUUUUUAUUUUUUUUUAACCAAAGUUACUGUCUAGUGCAUUCAAAGGUCACCUUUUCUUUUUCACAGAUAUUUCUUUUUAACGUCCUUUUCCAUGUUGUAUUGCAUUUUGGGGGGGAAGCAAAUUGACUUUAAAAAGAAACGUUUUGGCAAAAGAUGCUGAGAUGGGAAAAUUUCACCACACUGAUGCAAACAGGUGGAAAAUGGUCAAUUUCUUAUGUGCUUUAUUCUUCAGAGAAUGGAAAAAAAAAACUGUAUCCCAUCACCCAAAGCUCUGUGCAAUAGAAACUUCUAGAGAGAUAAUAGGUAUAGGGGCUCAAGAGGUAUGUCAGUCAGUACUCAGAACUGAGUGGUUCCACUAGACUAGAAGCAAACCCGCCCCUGGCCUCGCGUGCCAGGACCCCACCCCCACGCUGGCCUCACGUGACAGUUCUUCACAAUUCCUUUCAGCAUUUUUUUAAAUAUUUUUUUUUUACUGCCUAUGGGCUGUGAUGUAUAUAGAAGUUGUACAUUAAACAUACCCUCAUUUUUUUUCUUUCUUUCUUUUUUUUUUUUUUAGUACAAAGGUUUUAGUUUCUUUUUCAUGAUGUGGUAACUACAAAGUGAUGGUAGACUUAAAUAAUUUUUUUAUUUUUAUUUUAUAUAUUUUUUCAUUAGGGCCAUAUCUCAAAAAAAAAAGAAACAAAAAAUACAAAAAACACAAACAAAAAAAAAACACAAAAAGAGGGUAAUGUACAAGUUUCUGUAUGUAUAAAGUCAUGCUCCGUUUCGGGAGAGUAGCUGAUCACAAUUUGCUUCAUGAAUCACGGUGUGGAAAUGGUUGCAUAUGGAUUGAUUUAGAAAAUGGUUACCAGUACAGAAAAAAAAAAAAAAAGAAAGAAAAAAACUUCAACUAAAAGGAAGAAACACAACUUCAAAGAUUUUUCAGUGACAAAAAUCCACAUUUGUAUUUCAAGAUAAUGUAGUUUAAAAAAAAAGAAAAAGAAAAAGAAAAAAACUUGAUGUAAAUCCCUCCUUUCCCUCUGGCUUAAUGAAUAUCAUUUAUUCAGUAUAAAAUCUUUAUAUGUUCCACAUGUUAAGAAUAAAUGUACAUUAAAUCUUGUUAAGCACUGUGA